Molecule: messenger RNA, 588 nt
Organism: Ananas comosus (pineapple)
Lineage: Eukaryota; Viridiplantae; Streptophyta; Magnoliopsida; Poales; Bromeliaceae
Exons: 3
Coding region: 29-412 (127 amino acids)
Source: RefSeq, a predicted model, not a curated record
GGUGAAGUCACCGCUCCGAGUUGCUCGAAUGGCCGCGGCGGCGCUGAACCCCGCCGCGCUCGCGCGCGCGCUCCGCCGCCGCCGCCCCCUCUCCGCCUCCGCGCACGGCGGCGGCGGCGGCGAGAGGCGGCGCCUCGUGCUCUACUCGAAGCCCGGGUGCUGCCUCUGCGACGGUCUCAAGGAGAAGCUCCACGCCGCCCUCUCCCUCGCCGCCGCCCACUCCCUCCACGCCGUCGAUCUCCAGGUGAGGGAUAUAACGUCGAAUCCGGAGUGGGAGAGGCGCUACCAAUACGAGAUCCCCGUGCUCGCCAAAGUGCUCCCCGAUGGAACCGAGGAAGUACUUCCCAGGUUAUCCCCGCGUCUUGGCGUGGAGCUCAUUCAGAAGAAAAUAUCUGCUGCAUUCGAUCAGUAGAUGAAUUGUUUCCUGUUAUCUAUUUUGCAUUUAAGUGGAUCAAUUUUGAGCAGUGAGCUGCAGAUGUAUGGCCUACAGAUUACUUGAGUGAUGUACAAUAACAAUCGAUAUUUGUGAAUUUAGCUUGUAAGUUCUUUAAGUUAAUGAUGUAAAUCAUCCUAAACUGUCGAAUUUUA